AUGUUAAUGAAGCUUAGUAGCCUGGCAGCCUGGCUUGCGCUAUCUGGCGGACUUGCCACAGGCCGAGACGUACCUCCUUCGGGAACGAGCACGGCUUGUACGUGCAACAUCGGAACCAUCCCGGUCGCUGUGGACGUGCGCAUACCGAGUGAUCCGUCCUUGCCUAUCAACACCACUGACACAAGGCGUAUUCAUGAGAUAUACGAUAUCUUCGGCGUUCUAUGCGCACCCAAUGAGGAUGCUUCCUCCGGCCUUUCUGAUCGAGUCCAGUUGUUGCUGCAUGGUAACACGUACACGACUGCUUACUGGACCUUCCCCUACAACGGAUUCCGCAACUACUCCUACGUCGCGUAUUCGUGCGAACGCGGCCUGUCCUCAUUCGCCUUUGACAUGGUCGGGUCAGGCCUCAGCACUCGCCCAUCCAACUCAUCCGAUAUCCAACUAUUCGUCGCCUCGAAUGUUACAAGCUCCCUAUCCGCCAUGCUCAAAGAUGGGACUGUCAGCCGCGCCCUUGGAGGUAGCGGCAAGCGAUUCUCGAAGGUCGUCGCCUUCGGGCACUCUCUCGGGGCGGUGACGCUCAACUGGGUAGCGAUCGCGCUCGGGUCUCGCACGCCCUUCGACGCCUUCGUGCCCACCGGGCACAUCCAUGACCCUGGAUUCAUCGUUAUCGAUCCAGUUCAGCACGUACCCGCGCGCGAAGUCGAUCCCGCGAGAUGGGGCAAUCUCGACCCAGGGUACAUCACGACGCCCAACAUCUCCGCACGCGCGACCUUCUACUCCACCGAUACGACGACGUUCUCGUCUCAGGUCCUCAUGAUCGACGAGUUGACGAAGGAUCUAGGUUCCUCGGCGAUGGCCCCGGCGCUCGAGGGAGCUGUGUAUGUACCGGCCACCGGCUUCACAGGCCCGGUCGCGAUCGUGGUGGGCGAAGACGACCAGGUACAUUGCGUCAGCCCGGGGAACGACUUCCUUCCCUGUAACAUCACGAGCGUCCUAGCGCAGGAGAGGCCGUUCUAUUCCGACUCGAAGAAUGUGACUGCGUUCGUCGUACCGAAGACAGGUCAUGAUUUAGACUUGCAGUUCACGACCAACGAGACUUUCCAGCUUUUCACUGACCUGGUGAAUGAGCUCGUUUAG
This is a messenger RNA of Punctularia strigosozonata HHB-11173 SS5, 1137 nucleotides long. RefSeq lists its product as uncharacterized. The record is from RefSeq and is a predicted model, not a curated record. The coding region runs from base 1 to 1137 and encodes 378 amino acids. The transcript has 2 exons. Lineage: Eukaryota; Fungi; Basidiomycota; Agaricomycetes; Corticiales; Punctulariaceae.